AUGGUGUCCUUUGUCAAUCCUCUUUUAAGGAAUAUCAUUAUCAGAAGUACUUUCGAUGGCCUCAAGAGAAAACAAUGUCUACAAUAUCUGAAAAGCCUGAGAACACUGCAACAUGAAGGAUUUAAGACUGUGUAUUUUGGAGAGACUGCAAUCCCAGAAAGUCUUGUAACCGGGGAAGAUUUUCACGAUGGCUACUUCAUGCAUGCCCCAACAUGGUAUGUUGUGCAUGGCGGAGGCAGCCUAGGCUGGGUGCCUUGGAAGUAUCGAAUGUUCCUGAAAGAUGAGUUGUCCAUCAGACGAGAUGACAACCUCUUCUUUGAGUUCUGUGAUAUGGCCAAGAAGGCUUAUGGGAAGUGCACCAUUGUGGUCAAAGGGAAAAUGCAAGAGGAGGAGAUAAAGCCAAUGGAAGACAAGGAGUUUCAGGUCCAGGGCCAAGUCACCAUUAACUUAACAGGCAUCAUAUGCUGCCCCAAGGUGGCCAGAUCCUAUGGCCAUGAGCUACUUUCUCUGCCAUCCCCUUAUUAUUAUUUGAACCCACUAGACUCAGCCUGGUCUUCUCUGAAAUGGUUUAUCAUCAAUAACAGGAAGGAUUUUUGUUUGCAGUCCACUGACAUAGUUUAUUCUUACCAAUAUAUACUUUUCAGUGACUUACUUAGCAAAGGAAUUGAAAGGAUCAACUUAAACAAAUGGAAAACACUGACCAACAAGGUACGGAGAUGGGAAAACUACUAUCUUGGUAAAUUUUCCUAA
Messenger RNA from Suncus etruscus (white-toothed pygmy shrew), 750 nucleotides. It is a transcript of the gene C13H21orf140, whose product is annotated as chromosome 13 C21orf140 homolog. The record is from RefSeq and is a predicted model, not a curated record. Lineage: Eukaryota; Metazoa; Chordata; Mammalia; Eulipotyphla; Soricidae. Bases 1 to 750 code for a protein of 249 amino acids. The transcript has a single exon.